AAUUGUUAAGGGGUUGUAUUCUAGUUCCAGGACACGUAACCCAACUUCCUGGAUCAAAGAGGCAAUUUCGUCCUCUGAGGAUGAUAUCAUUUCUAUAUCUGGUGUUGACACUGCCGUUUACUUUGUCUUCCUUGCCACUGGUCUAGAUGAACUAGGUGUGGUCUCAUUAGACUCUGCAAUGGCAUCAAGAGAAGAUGGAGUGGUGGCAGAACGUCGUCGGUAGGUACUCUGACAGACUGGAGGCGAAAGCAAAGGUGUCGUGGUAGAUGUAUGGGCAAUAGACAUAGAAGAUGUAGAAGUCGAUGUAUGUGUGCAGAAGUAGGCACCCCUAUAAGAUGUUGCCAUGUCCUCUCCCUCAUGGUCUGCAAUGUCUUUGCAAACAACUAGCGCCCCAUAUCUGGAGGGAAUGACUCAGCAGCCUCUACUGCACCUAUGAGCAACAGAUAAAACGCAGGCUGAUAUUAUGUAGAAGGGGGUCGCCUCAAUGGAUCCGUCAUGCGUAACCUCGUGAUGCGACGAUACCUUAUCAUAUACUCCUCAAUGACAUGAGUACGACCACAAAACGGAGUGCCCUGAACAACACGUCUCUCGCGCUCAUCCCAGUGCGCUAUGUGAGGUCGAUGUCUGAGCGGAUAAUUCUUGUUCUUCGACCUCCGAGUUGUGCUCCUAUCACAAGGUGCUAGAAUCAUCUGCUCGAAUCCAAACUGGCGCAUAACUCAAUCGGGAAAAUGAAACUCCACAAUGUCGAAACAAAUAAGUGGAGCCAAUGUGCGUCAUACAUGUCGAUCAGCUUGACAUGGUCAAGUGCAUCCCUGUAGUAAGAAAGCCCACAUGCUAAGGGGGACCUAGUGAGGUGUACCCGAAGCCAACUGAAAAGAAAUACACAUUAAUAUUUUUGAGAAAAAUGAAAUUAAAUAAUGUCAACAAAUAUGAGACACUGUAUAUUACCUGACAGCUAAGGGGUCAACCCCCGGAACAUGCUGGGAGCCUAAAAUAGGAACGCCAUCGUCAAACUGUGGAGGUGGGUCCUGCACCCUCGAAAUCCGAGGUCUGCCGAUGUGUAUGUGCUCCUAUGCCCAAAGCUGUAACAACAACACAGGUCCACCUAACUCUCUCGCACCCCUCUGUGAUGCCUGACAUAGCUGUCGAUACAAGUAUGCAAGGGUCGUACUACCUCAGCUAUAUGUCCGUGCUACGUCGAGAUCUGCCAAAAGUGGAAGAUAAAACACCUGUAUCUCCACUCUUGUCAGCAAAAAGAAUGGACCCCAUGAAGACAAGAAUAUAAGCCCGUGCGAAUCGCUGUAGUGUCACCUCAUUAGCAUUGUUCGGCAACAAGAAAAAUUGAAGCCGAAGUCAUGUCAACAUUAAAGACGAACCCUGGAAAACUUUGGGAUCGUUCUCCGGUGUGGUGGGUCAAAUCCCUAAAAACUCGUGCACUGCUGCAGCCCAAUUACAUUUGCCUACUUGUGUGGCCCGUGCACUCUGAGUCCAAGGAUAAUAACGACAUCUUCUAAAGUAAUCGUCGCCUCCCGACAGUCAAAUGAAAGGUAUUUGUCUCCUGCCUCCAUCGUUCCACUAAUGCCGUCAGAAGUGGUCGAUCAAUCUCCAAACCUCCCCUUAGCAAACGAUGUAUGCCGAGAAAACCAACACGCUCAACAUACCGAAGAACCCUAUCGUGAACUUCCCAGUCACGAGUGAGACUAUGAUGAUGCAAUCGACACGAUAAUACCGUGUCCGCUACUCCCCUCCAGGCAUCCUCACUCCGAUGCUUGUCUUGGAGGGUGAGAACGCUGCGAUCAGUGAGGCCGAGAAAGAUGGAUUGCGCCAUCGGACCUAAGAACAAAAAAAAAAAAACAAAAAGGUUAGUAACACAAUGACGACUAUGAUAAUAAUAUAAAUUUAUGAAUUUUAAUAAAAAUUAGAUUUACCCAUAUGUUCCUUCACCGUUCUUAUUAGGACAUCUUUGCUUAUUGUGUCCCGAAACUUUACAAAUGCUACAUCUAUAUUUACCGGGCCUAUCAGCUGCAUCCAUUUCAUUUUGUAUUCGAGUGGACCAUGGAUGUCCAGCUCCACGCUUUAACCUCUCAUUAGCUAUAACUAGUUUUUAUGUGCACGCGAUGCGUGCGAAAAUACGUAGAAUUUUUUUUUCCGGGAAUGUUGAAAAUUAAAUUAAUUGUUAAUUAUAUCUUAUCAAUUAGGUAUAUUUGAAUUGUUGAUGGUUUUCUUUUUGUAAUGUUUUUUUAAAAAAAAUUAAUUAGGUAGUUUUUUUUUUUUUAAAUUAAAGUAAGUAGUUAAAAUAGAAAUGUAAUGAGGGUAAAAUGAGGUUUCUAUUAUUUUGGUGUCCUACUCCUCUUCCCAUAUAGAAUAGAUUUAUGUGCACGCGAUGCGUGCGAAAAUACGUAGAAUUUUUUUUUCGGGAAUGUUGAAAAUUAAAUUAAUUGUUAAUUAUAUCUUAUCAAUUAGAUAUAUUUGAAUUAUUGAUGGUUUUCUUUUUGUAAUGUUUUUAAAAAAAAUAAAUUAAUUAGGUAGUUUUUUUUUUAAUUUUUAAAUUAAAGUAAGUAGUUAAAAUAAAAAUGUAACGAGGGUAAAAUGGGGUUUCUAAUAUUUUGGUGUCCUACUCCUCUUCCCAUAUAGAAUAGAGAUUCUCGGACCAUAAUAUGGAAAACAAUUAUGCAUAUCAUGCACAUGCUUGAAAAAUGACAUAAGUAGAUCGAUACUCGAUAGUCAUAAAAGAAGCGUCCAUAAAACCACUAUGUGACAAGCUCCGGUAUUGACAAACUGAAAGGACAUGAGAACACAACAACUUAUAUAUUAUGACUUUCUCACAUGUACAUGUCUUGUGCAUUAAGUUCAUUGUGUGUUUCUUUCCACCUUUCCCUGCAAUUCGGUCUCUACGUCCAGUAGUGACCUCAAAUAGCCCACGUUCAUAGUCAAACACAAUCACCUCAUGAGCACUUGCCUUCCCCAUGUUCUUUUCAAUAAUGGUAGUCGCCUUCGGGCUUUAAUCAUGGCCUUCCUCGAGUCUUUUUCUACCCAAUUCUCUCCUUGUAGCAAAAUAAGAAUUGACACGAUAAAAUGUCAUUCUUACCAAAGCAGUGAUCGAAAGACAUCUUGCCCCUUUUAGGACGCCAUUAAACACUCCAGACAUGUUCGUGGUUUGCACACCAUAUCUACACCCACCAUCAUGAUGAAGAGACCAUAGAUGAAGGGGAAUGUCCAACAGAUAUCUAGCUGCCUCGACAUUAAUGGAGCCAAUUCGAUCCAUAUAGUACAAAAACUUCCUCUUUUGCCUAGCAUAUGCAGCUUAUCCGAAUAGAUUCUUGAUGGCAGCAUUCUUAUACUUCGUAUUCAAGUUCGAAGCAAGAUGUCGCACACAAAAUCGGUGAUGGGCAUAUGGUUCUUCCCAUCCACUUUGAGGCUCGUUCAUAGCUGCAAGGAUACCCCUAUGACGAUCAGAGAUGACACACAAAUCCUUUCUAUCUGUGACAUAACGUCUAAUGCAAGCUAAAAAUCAAGACUAGUCUUCCGUGCUUUCUUCCUCCAUAACAGCAAAGGCAAGUGGGAAUAGCUGGAAAUUAGCAUCUGUUCCCAUAGCAAUCAAUAAUUUGCCUUUGUAUUUCAUGUACAAGUGAGUACCAUCGAUAGUGAUAAGAGGUCGACAAUAACGAAACCCGGUAAUGGAAGGUUUAAAGGCCCAGAAGACCCUCGUAAAGAUGUGCGUACUAGGAUUUUGUGUUGGGAUCGUACACAAGUAAACGACAGUGCCUCGAUUGGACUCUUUCAAGGCUUGCAAGUACCUAGGUAACUCUUGAUAAGACUUCUCCCAAUCACCAAAAAUAUUGGUUAUUGUCUUUUGUUUGGCUAACCAAGCUCUCUUGUAUGUUAUUGAAAAUUGAUAUUGGUUCUUCACAAAAGUUAAGAUGGACUGAACUUUGAAUGAAGGAUCAAUCCUAAUGAAAUCCCCGAUAAGAUCAGCAACGAAAUCCGAUCAUAUGAGAGGAUGGUCUCCACAUGUUAUGUCUCUUAAACAAUUGCUUUCAGGUGGACUACCAUAUCGUACAAUUUUGAAUGAGUACGACUUAGUCAUGAUUGCACGCAACCUCCAUGGACAGUGACACACUUCCUUUCUGGCUCAUUCAAUGACAUACUUUGUGGACUCUGACUCUAACACCCGAAAUAUCUAAAUAUAUGGUUUCUAUAGAUCGACCAUGCUUUCACAAAAUUCAUUAAUUGCUGCAAUGAGGCAAACUCUUGUCCUAUCUCAAAUUUAGAAGCCACAGUCAAUGAACCAGUGCAUUAUUCUGAGCCAAUCUUGUGAAGAAACACCAGACUUUAUUGCCUUGUCAGCUGUUUCCCUUGCAUCAUCGUCCUCCUCCCUGUCAAAAUCCACAUGCUCCUCCUCAUUUCCCAAAAAAUCAACAUCAUUUCGAUGUAGAGUAUCGAGAUGGAAUGUGGAUGGUAUCUGGGGAGACGAACCAGGAGAACUGAACUCAUUCAUGUGCUCAUCGACAUAAUGUGGGUCUGACAACAUGCUAGUAAAUGAUUCAAAUUGCAUACUAGGAGCUGAUGUCGGUACCUCCAUGUUAUCCCUAAAGUCCAUUGUAGGUACAUAACCUACAUUACUUUGGAGAUUUAUCUCCUUGGGAACUUGUUCAAUGUACACCUCCAUUGCCAUGGUUGACGUUUGUGUCACUGAAAACCACAUAGCACUUAGUGACUCGUCAUCCUCUAGUGCAAUUGGCACAUAUUUCCCCGGCAUCGGAUAUCUCAUAAACAAUUUCAGUUCCACAUACAUACGAUCACAUCCAACAGCGUCAUAUACCCUAUUCGGUAUCUCUUGAAACAUCAGUUCAAAAUUGAUGAACAAAUUUUUUUUGCUUCCACCUCUAUACACAAUAUCAACGUCAUUUUGAGAUAGUUCACCAUUCCAAUAAAGGUAUAAAGGAUAUUUAGGUUAUUACAUAUUCUACAUACAAAAAACAUAAUGUUUAAGUUAUUCUUAUUCUACACAUUCAAACAUUAUGAACACAAUUAUUCACCUAUACUAGUAGCAUUUGCAACCUAAACACAACAAUUCAUUCAAAAUCAACCAUCACAAAAUGCUCAACACCAUUUUUAACCAACCAAUAUCAGCAAUAUAUCACCUUCAAAUUCAUGCAAAAUCAACCAUCACAAAAUGCUAAAUACUAGAUUAUACUAAUCAACUAAACAAUUUCCAUCUAACAACAGUUACAAAACUAAAAUACAUAACAAAAAUGACAUGCUAAGCAAAUUAAAUAAAAAAAAAAAACUCACCUGGGCCAAUAGACGGUGGCGUGCUGUUAGUGGUUCGGCUGUGUGAUGUUGUCACUCGCAUGGCGUCAGUUGCGCGGCGACAUCCUUGUUGGCUGAGUUCCUGUGGCCCACUAUCGACGGUGGUGUUGUGUGGGAUGGUGGGCGAUGGUCAGUCGUAAGAGAGAGAGGGAGAAACAAAGUUGAGAGAAUGAAAUCGUCGAAUCUGAGAAAUUGGGAGACCUAGGGGGGAGUUGGGGAUUUCAUUAAACCUCUACUUGGAGUAGCGGUUUUCAUUAAUGAACCGCUACUUGAACUAGUGGUUUAUAUCACUUAGCGCCAAGCUAUGGACUGGGGGGUUAAGAGACCAGUAAACCGCGACUUGAAGUCGCGGCCAAUUAAUAUUCACCGCUACUUCAAAUAGCGGUUUAUUUUUACAAUAACCGCUAUUUUGAGUAGCGGCUUAUAAGGGUAUACCGCUAUUCGUAGUAGCGAUUUUACUUAAGUAGAAAAAAAAAAUUCUCGCGUGCCGUCCUACGUGGACGGUACGCAGGGAUUUUAUUUAUUUUUGGGCAUAUUUCUGGAAUUAUAAUCCACUUUUGCAUUAUUCAAGGAAAAAAUUCUAAUUUUUUUCUAUCUCCAAUUAGUCGGAGAUGCACAAAUUCUUCCACUUAGUUAUAUAAAUCAAACUCUUCCACUUUAUUAAUAUUCAACGAGCGAACUUGAUACACAAAUUUUUCUACUUUACUUGAGCACAAGCUUUCUUCUGCUAUGUAUUUCCUUUUUUUAAUAAAUAUAAUGAUGAACAAAUAACUAAAAUAAUCAACGAAACAUUCACUCAAGAAAAACAAAUAAAAAAAAUUAAUAAUAAUUAUAAAUGUCUGCUCAAAUAAAGAAAUUGUAACGCUGAUGAAUAACUAAUUGAGAAAAAUACGUUAAUAUAACUCGCACGCAUAGCGUGCAAAAAAAUUUACUACGGACAUAUUUCGGAAUAUACUGAUAAGCAUAGGUGAAGAAUUGAUGAUAUGAUCAAUAUGGUCUAGAUUAUCAUAUUAGGUGAACACAGUGGACAUAAUGGACUUUGGAUGUCUGUUGACAAGCUCAUAUGCUGUUGUGAAAGUUCCGAAUUCUUUGGCGAUGUUAUUUUUGGCUGGCAUUGUGCUUCUUCCAUCUCUUUUGCCUGUUUCAAUCACUGAUCACAGUGUCAGACUGAAUAGCACCACAAGCAAUGGUACUUUUAAUGAGCUCGAUAAGUUUUCAAUGGGACACAUUGGACAAAAAAGUGAUAGGCUAUGGGCAUAUUUGAUUGCUGUCUACUGGGUUUCUUUGGUUACAUAUUUCCUAUUAUGGAAAGCAUAUAAACAUGUUUCUGAAAUAAGAGCUGCGUCUCUCAUGUCUUCUGAAGUAAGGGCGGAACAAUUUGCAGUUCUUGUUAGAGAUAUACCCCCUCCCCACGAAGGUGAGACCAGAAAGGAACAAGUUGAUUCGUAUUUCAAUGCUGUUUAUCCGGAUACAUUUUACAGGUCAAUGGUAGUAACAAACAACAAAGAGGUCAACAAGAUAUGGGAGGAGCUAGAGGCAUACAAGAAGAAUCUUGUGAUCGCUGAAACAGUUUAUGCGCAAUCUAAAACAAUUGUUAGUCCAGAGGGAACCAGACCUAUGAACCGCCUUGGGCUCCUUGGUCUUUGCGGAAAGAAAGUAGAUACCAUAGAUUACUGCAAUGAGAAAAUAAGUGAACUUAUCCCUAAGUUAGAAGCAGAGCAAAAAAAGACCAUAAGAGAUCGACAGGUUUCUUCAGCACUCAUAUUUUUUUCGAGUAGGGUGGCUGCUGCUUCUGCUGCUCAGAGCUUACAUGCCCGAAUGGUGGACCAUUGGACAGUAAUGGAUGCUCCUGAACCACGUCAAAUAAUUUGGGAUAACCUUUCUUUAAAUUAUUAUGCGAGGGAAGUACGCAAGUACAUUGUUUACAUUAUCGUUGCAUUAGCGGUAUUGUUCUUCAUGCUUCCUAUCAGUGUUAUCUCAGCUUUUACAACACUUGAAAACCUCGCAAAGCUUCUGCCUUUCAUAAAACCCGUUCUCGCAAUAGUUUCCAUUCGAACAGUGUUGGGCGCUUAUCUUCCUCAACUUACUCUAAUAAUAUUUUUGGCUAUGCUUCCAACACUAGUCAUGUUUUUGUCUAAAUUGGAAGGAAUUCCUUCCGAGAGCCAUGCAGUGAGGUCUGCUUCGGGAAAAUACUUCUAUUUCAUAGUUUUUAACGCUUUUAUUGGAGUGACCCUUGGUGGAACCUUAUUUGGUAAUUUGAAGGAUAUGGAGGAGCAUCCAAAUGAAAUUGCUGAGUUACUUGGGAAGGGCCUUCCAGAUAACGCGACGUUUUUCUUGACUUUUGUGGCUCUUAGGUGUUUUGUAGGGUAUGGGCUGGAGUUGUCGAGAUUGGUUCCACUUAUCAUGUUCUAUCUGAAAAAGAAAUAUCUCUGCAAGACAGAAGCCGAAGUGAAAGAAGCUUGGGCUCCUGGUGAUUUUCGAUAUGCGACAAGGAUUCCAGCUGACUUGCUUAUUCUCACUAUCACCCUCUGUUACUCUGUAAUUGCACCACUCAUCCUUCCAUUUGGUAUUAUCUAUUUCGGCUUGGGAUGGCUUGUCAUGAGAAAUCAGGCACUUAAAGUGUAUGUUCCAUCGUUUGAGAGCUAUGGAAGGAUGUGGCCGCAUUUGCAUACACGAUUUCUUGCUGCAUUAGUCCUUUAUCAAGUUACCAUGCUAGGUUACUUUGGAGUGAAGGAGUUCAUCUACACGGUCACUCUCAUCCCACUUCCUAUAAUUUCCCUCAUCUUUGCAUGGGUUUGUAACAAGAAAUUCUAUCGCUUCUUCCAACACCCAGCUCUGGAAGUCGCGUGCCAGGAAUUGAAGGAAACACCUAACCUCAAAUGUGUGUACAUGUCGUUCCUUCCACCAAGUUUGAGCUAUGAGAUGUUAGAUGUUGAUCAGUGUGAAGAUGUUUAAUCUAAAGUUAUGACGUUGGUGAUUGUUUCAUACUGUACAUUUAUCCCAUGUGUUACCGGCAUUUACUCUAGUUGUAGUAAUUUGCAUCAAUUCAUAGUUGUACAUUAGGUGUUCAUAGUGAAGAUAAAGCACAUAAUAGUUUUACACCA
Beta vulgaris subsp. vulgaris (sugar beet) is the source of this 8417-nucleotide messenger RNA. RefSeq names its product CSC1-like protein ERD4. The record is from RefSeq and is a predicted model, not a curated record. Gene Ontology annotation, molecular function: calcium-activated cation channel activity. The coding region runs from base 6346 to 8268 and encodes 640 amino acids. Gene Ontology annotation, cellular component: plasma membrane. The transcript is spliced from 8 exons. Lineage: Eukaryota; Viridiplantae; Streptophyta; Magnoliopsida; Caryophyllales; Amaranthaceae.